GGGCACAUGGGCGGAGAAAGAGGAAGCCACGUUGACACAGAAGUCGUGUUUUUGUUUCGCCUUAAACCGGCGAUUAGUAUUUAUCUUGCUUAGGAGUGACUUGUACAGGGCAUCUGGAAUAAACAGAAUGAGUGUGGGGUUCAUUGGAGCGGGUCAGUUGGCCCAUGCCUUGGUCAAGGGCUUCACUGCUGCAGGUGUAAUUGCAGCUCACCGGAUCACUGCCAGUUCCCCAGAUACAAAUCUGCCAACGGUGGCUGAGCUCAGGAAAAUGGGGGUGAACUUUACAAUCAGCAACAAGGAAGCCACGCACAAGAGUGAUGUUCUCUUUUUGGCUGUUAAACCCCACAUUAUCCCUUUCGUUCUGGAUGAAAUUGGACCAGACAUUGAAGACAGGCACCUUAUCGUUUCCUGUGCUGCUGGAGUCACUAUUAGCUCCAUUGAGAAGAAAUUGCUCCAGUACCGUGCUGACCCUAAGGUGAUGCGGUGCAUGACUAAUACUCCAGUGGUUGUGCGUGAAGGGGCCACGGUGUAUGCCACUGGCACCCACGCUGAGGUGGAGGAUGGAAAGCUGCUGGAGCAGCUGAUGGCUAGCGUGGGAUUCUGCACGGAGGUGGAGGAGGACCUGAUUGACGCUGUUACUGGACUCAGUGGCAGUGGGCCAGCUUAUGCUUUCACUGCUCUCGAUGCUCUUGCUGAUGGUGGGGUGAAGAUGGGUCUGCCGAGGAGGUUGGCUGUGAGGUUGGGAGCGCAGGCUCUGCUGGGUGCUGCUAAAAUGCUGCUGGACUCAGAGGAGCAUCCAGGCGAGCUGAAGGACCAGGUGUGCUCACCAGGGGGCGCCUCCAUCCACGCCCUGCACCUCCUGGAGAGUGGUGGCUUCCGGAGCCUUCUCAUCAAUGCUGUGGAAGCUUCAUGUAUCAGGACAAGAGAGCUUCAGUUUCUUGCAGACCAAGAGAAGAUUUCUCCAGCUGCUAUCAAAAAGACAACGCUGGACAAAGUGCUGCAGCAGCCAGGAAUCUCUGCAACAUCAGUGGCCACCAAGAACAGAGUAAACCUUUUCAACAACAGGAGUGGAGUGAAGAAAGUCUGAGAGAGAAAAGUUACGCACACAUGCAAACACACACACACACUCACUGCAUAUUCCCUCAUAAGCUCCUUCAGGUGCCUACAGAUGUUACCCAGCGAUUCUGACAAAUUUUGGACAUGAUAUCCAUUCAGACACACGCAUACACAGUUUCAGAUUGAAAUGAACAGAAGUGCAUUUCUAGCAUGUUGUCUGUCACCUAGUGCCUCCUUGCAGUGGCAGACAGCACUCCCUGAGGAGCAGCAUUGAGAGUUAGCAGACAGCAGAUGCUCCAUGUGAUGGUAGACUUCCUGUCUUUAAGAAAAAUAUUCAACCGCAAAGCCAGUUGAAAGUUUUUUUGUUAGCGAGGAACACUUUCUAAAUUUCUGCAUAAUUCAGAAGGAAACGAAAUAGUUUGAUAUAUAAUUGGAGAGAAGCUUUCUGACUGAUUUCUUUACAGUGGUGUUGAUAUGACAUUCACAAUGUCUGCAAUGGAAAUAUCGCCAUUUUGUUCACUGUUCAAACCGGUCAGUGAACCUACAUGUGUCUUAUUAGUUUUGUAUGCAUAUGUUGUUAAAAUAAUGGAAAGUUUGAAUGAAAAAAGGAAGAUGUUUUUGGGUGCUAUUUUGCAUCACAACACCUGAUCAUAAAAAACUGCCAGGUACCAAGCAGUAUAUUCAUAACCAUAUCAUGCAAAAAAAAAAAAAAAACGUUCAGUGAGAUGCUGCUAGAAACAUUAAACACCCAGGAUGUCUGGCUCUUACCAGCACCACUGUAAACCAUUCUGACUCACUAAGCUUCUCCAUAAUGAAGCAUUUCAAAUCAAACCACUCUGAAUGACUUUGUUUACAUUUUGGCCCUUGAAUUCUGCAGAAAUACAGAAAGACUGGUGGAAUUUCCCUUUAAUUUCUACUUCUUUUUUUUUUAAACUUAAUUUCAAGUCAUUUUUAGUCCCUUGUUUCCACAGGUUUGUCAUGUGGCCAUUCCAACACUAUCGUCAUUUGAUAAACUAGUUUAAUUUGUUCUCUUUGUAAAAAAGCUUUUUGUCACAAAUAUGUGAAUAUAAAAUGGAGUGUUGAAUACAUACUUGAGAUGCAUGGAAUACUUUUGUAUUUAAUUAGCUUAAUAUUUAAUUUUUCUUUUGAAAAUUAUUGAGGGGGAAAAAAUAGGUCAGCCAACCAAAGCAUAUGUUUUGUAAACUGCUUAUUAAAAGUACUCUGCGUUGUCAUGAAUGGAGACUGACUGGAACUAUAUUACCUGCUACAGGCAAUUGUUACCACAGCAUUAAACCUCUAUUAAAGGUGCUAAUCAUGAA
This is a messenger RNA of Pygocentrus nattereri (red-bellied piranha), 2375 nucleotides long. It is a transcript of the gene pycr1b, whose product is annotated as pyrroline-5-carboxylate reductase 1b. The transcript has 8 exons. Lineage: Eukaryota; Metazoa; Chordata; Actinopteri; Characiformes; Serrasalmidae. The coding region runs from base 128 to 1087 and encodes 319 amino acids. Gene Ontology annotation, biological process: L-proline biosynthetic process. The record is from RefSeq and is a predicted model, not a curated record. Gene Ontology annotation, molecular function: pyrroline-5-carboxylate reductase activity.